Molecule: messenger RNA, 2624 nt
Organism: Mus musculus (house mouse)
Lineage: Eukaryota; Metazoa; Chordata; Mammalia; Rodentia; Muridae
Gene: Nusap1
Product: nucleolar and spindle associated protein 1
Exons: 12
Coding region: 555-1448 (297 amino acids)
Biological process (GO): mitotic cytokinesis; establishment of mitotic spindle localization; microtubule cytoskeleton organization
Cellular component (GO): nucleolus; microtubule; spindle
Source: RefSeq, a predicted model, not a curated record
UGGGUGGCGCCAGUUUUGAGCCGCUCUGUUUUGAGUUGUGUGGCUGUUUUUCUGGGAAUCACCGAGAUUGCAGAACGCGAUGACCGUCCCCUCUGCAGAGGAGCUGGACUCCUUUAAGUACAGCGACCUGCAAAAUUUAGCCAAAAGGCUGGGCCUCCGGGCUAACAUGAAGGCAGACAAGUUGUUAAAAGCCUUGAAAGCACACCUGAAUCCAGAAACAAGGAAAGAAAAUAAAAAUCAGGAUGAAAAUCAAUUCUCCACUGAUGAAACUGAGAUACACGUUAGCAGUGAGGAGCAAGCUGAGACGGAAUCAGGUGGUCACGUCACCAAAACGAGGAGGAGGAGGAGGAAGAAGCACAAGACCAUCCAUGGAAUUCCUACCUCCCAGACUUUGUUGCAGGAUCAUUUGGAGAUGAAAGGAACUGAUAGUAGUAACUUCCAAAAUCAAGAAAAUCAGGAAAAUCAAGACCCCAGGGAUACAGCAGAAGUUCCUUCUCUGCCGGAGCAGAGGCCAGAGGACGGCAAUGCGGCUUCUUCAGGAGAAGGAGAAGUAAAUGUCUUCUACAUCCCUUUCCCUAAUUCCAGCAUUUAAGAGACUGAGAAGGUGGAUCUGCAGAGUUCAAGGCUACUCUAAUCUACAGAACAUUAAAGAUUCAAAGAAGCCUUUAGAAAAAAGAUCUCUAUGCACGGAUGAGUUUUCUAAACUUGGGAACAAUAAAAGGACUUCAGCCACAACACCAAACUUUAAGAAGCUUCAUGAGGCUCGUUUUAAGAAAAUGGAAUCCAUUGAUGAAUAUAUUAUGAGGAAAAAGAAACACCUUAAAGAACACAGUUCACUUAAUGAACUAAAGCUUGACAAAAAAGGGAUAGUGACCCCAGUUCCUCCAAGAGGAAGGCUCUCUGUACCCUGUACUCCUGCCAGGCAGCAGUGCCCACAAGGCCACUCAGCAACUAAAAUGAAUGUCAGGUUUUCAGCUGCUACUAAAGACAAUGAACAUAAGUGCUCACUGACCAAGACACCAGCCAGAAAGUCUCCACACGUGACUGCACCUGGGAGUGCUUCAAAAGGCCAGGCUGUGUUCAGGACACCCAAGUCAAAGGCCACUGAAAGGACUUCUAUUGCAGUUAUUACCCCUUUCAAGUUGAUGACUGAAGCAACACAGACUCCAAGUUCUAGUAAGAAGCCAGUAUUUGAUCUCAAAGCAAGCUUGUCUCGUCCCCUCAACUACAAGCCACACAAAGGAAAGCUGAAACCUUGGGGACAAGCUAAAGAGAACAAUUCUCUGAACGAACGUGUAAGCAGAGUUACCUUCCACAGGAAAACUUACAAACAACCUCAUCUCCAAACCAGGGAAGAACGAUGGAAGAGACAAGAGCAAGAACGAAAGGAGAAGAAAGAAAAGCUUUUGGAAGCUCGAAGAAACCUGGGUGUGACUAAAGCCCAGUGACCCUGUCUGUUCCUUUACUCUAACUUGUUUUCCUUUUGUAUGUUUUUUACUCUUUCUCUACUUCAGUCAAAAGCUCUUUUCUAUCAUAACUUUUGGUCAUAAUUUGUGUAGUGUCUCUUCUGUGCUAUAUCUGAGAAUAUAUUAUCACCUUAAAGUUCAUAACUAAAGUAGUUUUCAUCUAAUGCCCUAUACAUCUCCAAUUUUUAAAAGACUUGUCCUCAUGAUUCUUAACAGAGGUUUUUCAUGUCAAGGUCCUGAUAGUUCCGAGGGAGAUGACCUGCACCCUUUUCUGCACAAGCUGUAGCAGAAUCUUAGCAUGAGAAAAUAAGAUAUCGCUCAUAGGAAAAGGGAGGCUGGAAGACCACAUUUUUGUUCAGUAGCCUGGAAAAUCUAUUAGUCUUAUUGAAAUCUUAUUUUAUCAAGGUAAAAAGUUUUAGCUUAUAAGAGCCUUGUUCUGACUUUUCAUGUAUUUGCCAUCUGUCAUUCAUUAUAAUCCUAAACGAGAAAACCUCUACUCUCUCUACUUGUUAAAUAAAAGCCACAGGGCAAAGGGUGUGCUUUAGUUGUACAACACUUGUCUAUCACACUCCUGUCCCUGAACUGUACCACCAAAACCAAAGCUGAGAAUUGCUGCUGUAAGAAUUACUGUCAUUGGCAGACUUUUUUCUUACAAGUAGUAAAGAGAGGAAAGCUGCAAGGGGUGACCUUCUGAUCUUUGCUCUGCCUUACAGAGAUUCUGAGAUGUGUGUAAUGCUUACAAUGUUCAUAAAUAAAAAUUUUCACUGUGAUAGGUUCAUUGUUUUAAGCGUAAGUUGCUCAGGAUUUGGAUGGACAUCAGAGAUCAGUAAACACACCUCCUCCAUCCACUUGUCUUCCACAACUGUUGAGACAGGGCCUCAUGUAGGGCAAACUGGUCCCAAACUCAUUUUGUAUCUGAAGAUGACCUUGAACUCCUGAUCCCCCAGCCUCUACCUCCCAGGUGAGUGCAGAGUUAGAUGUAUACCACCAUACCUGGCUAUAAAGAAGUGUUUUUGUUUUUCCCUUUGUUACUGACUACAUUUUGAAUCUAAGGCCUUGCAACUUACCAGAAAUAGUACGAUAACAAGGUUAAUAACCAACAGUUCUAUUUGUAUAUACUAUAAGUCAAUAAAGCUAAGCUGAAUGUGGUAGCAUAAA